AUCCAUCGCGACGGCUGCUCUGCACUGAUCGACUAUCCAUCACUCUCUUGCUGUGCCUGCGCUAGUCGUCUCCUCUUCCUCUUUGCUGGGAUCAUGGCGAUGUGGAGGGCGGCGGCGGGCCACCUGCUCGGCCGCGCGCUCGCCUCCCGGGCCGCGCACACAUCAGCAGGCAGCAAGAAGAUCGUGGGUGUGUUCUACAAGGCCGGCGAGUACGCCGACAUGAACCCCAACUUCGUCGGCUGCGUCGAGGGCGCUCUCGGCAUUCGCGAGUGGCUUGAGUCCAAGGGGCAUCGCUACAUUGUCACCGACGACAAGGAGGGCUUAAACUGCGAGCUGGAGAAGCACAUCGAGGAUAUGCAUGUCUUGAUCACCACCCCUUUCCACCCAGCCUAUGUUAGUGCAGAAAGGAUCAAGAAGGCAAAGAACCUUGAGCUGCUUCUCACAGCUGGGAUUGGGUCAGAUCAUAUUGAUCUACCAGCAGCUGCUGCAGCGGGUUUAACUGUGGCUGAGGUUACCGGAAGCAACACUGUAUCAGUGGCAGAAGAUGAACUCAUGCGCAUUUUGAUUCUGCUCAGGAACUUCUUGCCUGGGUAUCAGCAGGUCGUUCAAGGUGAAUGGAAUGUUGCAGGCAUUGCCUAUAGAGCGUAUGAUCUUGAAGGAAAAACUGUGGGGACUGUUGGGGCUGGUCGUAUUGGCAGGCUCUUACUUCAGCGUCUUAAGCCCUUUAACUGCAACCUGCUGUACCAUGACAGACUUAAGAUUAACCCAGAACUUGAGAAAGAAAUUGGGGCCAAAUAUGAAGAGGAUCUUGAUGUUAUGCUUCCAAAGUGUGAUGUUAUCGUUAUCAAUACACCUCUUACAGAGAAAACAAGAGGCAUGUUUAACAAAGAAAGAAUUGCAAAGAUGAAGAAAGGUGUAAUCAUUGUGAAUAAUGCUCGAGGAGCAAUCAUGGAUACCCAGGCGGUUGCAGACGCUUGCUCUAGUGGUCAUGUUGCAGGAUAUGCUGGUGAUGUCUGGUUCCCCCAACCAGCACCAAAGGAUCACCCAUGGCGAUACAUGCCUAAUCAUGCUAUGACCCCUCACAUCUCUGGGACUACAAUUGAUGCACAGCUGAGAUAUGCAGCGGGAGUGAAGGACAUGCUGGACAGGUACUUCAAAGGGGAAGACUUCCCGGUUCAGAACUACAUCGUCAAGGAAGGUCAGCUCGCUAGCCAGUACCAGUAACAGUCCCUUGUGUGUUGGAUUGGGUGUCCAUAUAUCCUCUACCCGUCUAGCUACCGGAAAUGUGACAUUUCUGAAGGGGAGAGACUGCUGGAUAGUGGAUAGGAACUGAAAUACCUUGUGUUCUUGUAUGAGUGUCCUCUGAGAACCUGUUGGAUACCGGAAAUAAUGGAUGCCUACCAUGCCAACCUUGGCUGCGAAGAAUAAGAAGCUUUCGGAUUAAACAGUUCAGCUCAGUUCAGUUCAGUUUGUGUAUGAUCUUGCAUGUGCUCUCUGUUAUCCACCCUGUUUUUUUA
This is a messenger RNA of Oryza brachyantha (malo sina), 1517 nucleotides long. Its product is annotated as formate dehydrogenase 1, mitochondrial. Gene Ontology annotation, molecular function: NAD binding; formate dehydrogenase (NAD+) activity; oxidoreductase activity, acting on the CH-OH group of donors, NAD or NADP as acceptor. The transcript has 6 exons. The record is from RefSeq and is a predicted model, not a curated record. Gene Ontology annotation, cellular component: mitochondrion; chloroplast. NCBI's taxonomy places the organism in Eukaryota, Viridiplantae, Streptophyta, Magnoliopsida, Poales, Poaceae. The coding region runs from base 94 to 1224 and encodes 376 amino acids.